GGUUGUCAUUGACGGCAGAGCCCAACGUGUCUCAACAUGUUUGCUAAUCCCGCCCGGGCCGAUCCACACUGCAAGGAACACUGACACCUCGACACCUUCCGCGGGAGAGGGAGACCUGCGAGUGGAGAACAGGAAAGCCUCUUGCUGUGCGCUGGCGACGAAGGUCCCCAGGCUGGUCCAGAGGGCGAGUUACUUUUCCUGAAUUCCGCCGCGUGGGUCGCCGCCGAGGUCCGUCCCUACAUUGGUGUUGUGUUUGAAUGGCGAAAAAGAUGGAGAGUUGAAGCUGUCUGGAAUUUCGGCUUAAUUUACAGCAGUGAUGGCAGACCUGACCAACAUUCUGAAGAAGGUGAAGGCGGGCCAAGUGGAUAGCCUUCAGGACAAUGUCAGAGUAUUAUUAUCUACAUGCAAUGGGAGUGCAGAGAGUCAGCAGAUCCUCCGACACUGUUCCAGACUUGUUUAUGAACAACAGGACAUUAAUGUUCAAGUUUUCUCAGGCAUUGUGGAUAUUGUGAAUAUUUGUUGCAAACACCAGCAAGGCCCUGCAACAGUUGAUGCAAUAUUCCACCUCAAAUCCAUGUUUUAUGUUAUACUUAUUACUUCAAAGAGAAAAGAGUUACAUCGGCAUUUGAUACAGUUAGUGUCAAGUGUCAUGCCUUAUGUGCCACAGUGUGACACAACCAAGGGUGAUGGACAGGCCAUUGUCAAGAAUUUGUACCAGAGUGUUUGGAAUGCAAGUCUGAGCCACAAUAUACCUGCUGAGGCCUUGAUGCUCCAGGGAUAUGCUUUACAAUUCCUCUUGGCUGCAGGAACAAGUAUUAAUAAAGUGUGUGAACAAGCUCUGAAGGCUGUAGCUAAUUUUGAGCAUGUUCAAAAAACAUCUGAUCACCUCGAGAAGUUCUUCCCAACUGUUAUUUCUGGUCUUUUGGGUAACAUGAAAAGGGGCACUAAAGUGAAUGGAGAUACGGUGCUGUCCGUGUUCGGUCUUGUGGUAGAGUACGCCAAAACUCUCCUCAGACUGAAUAAAUGUGCAGAUUUCAGUGGCAUAGCAGGUCCUCUUGUAGCUGUUCUUGAGCAGAGCUGUGACCAACAGACUGUCAUGGCACUCAAAGUAGGCUUGAAGCUGAUGGAGUUGGCUAUGGCCAUAAAGUUGGGAAAGCGCGGUGAGGAUAUGAUGAUGAAGUUCCUCCAGUCAUGCAGCGUUGUGUCGUCUUCAUUAGUGCCGAACAUGAUCUUACUCCUCAGUCUUCUCUGCACUACUGCCAUGUUUGAACAACAGCGUGGUAGAGAUGUCACAUAUAUGAUAAGUAUGCAGCUCUUAGACAAACUUGUGGAAACCCUUCUCAGUCGGUGCAGUUCACCAUUAACUGAUGAAAAUGUGAAGAAGGUAGCUACAGUCCUGUGUCAGCAGUUGGGCUUUUAUGUCGACCUCCAGAAGAAUUCCGCUGACCAGAAAGCUGUCCUGAAGCAAGCUCUCCCCUGGGUCAACAGGGCCAAUUCCUUCAUCUCAGCCAACUGUGCCAAGAAGCCAGAUGCUAUAUGGCAGAUUUAUAAUGUUGGUGUCAAUGCUGGAAAUUUGGGAGUUCUGGCAUUUAAGGGAACCAUAUACAAUAUAGCAGGAAAGUUUCUUGAAACAUCUGUGGACAUGCUUGAUAUGUAUUACAGCAUGGCAUCAAAUGAUCAAAAAAAGACUGUUGCUACCUCCCUCCAUAAGAAGCUGGUGUUAUGGAGUGAUGCACUGAGGUAUAGUGGUUGUCACUGGGAUGCUGCCGUGGCUGCAGGAAGAGGCAUGCUCAGAAAACACUUGACCACAACAGACCUUGUUAACAUGUGGGUCAAGUGUAAAAGGGAUGCAGAAAGAACAGGCAAUAAAAAGUUGAAGGGAUUAACAGUAUGUGACGUGGUAGGUGAAGCAAGAAGAAAGUUCCAUGAAACAGAAGGGGCCACCUUUAACAAAACUGAAGCUCUUAAAUAUGAAAUUGAGAGCUACAAAAAACAAAGCCAAAACACAGCAGAUGACCAGCUCUCCUGUGGAAGAGUCCUGGUGGAGGAGUGCGAGGGUGGGAAAGACGCUUACGAGGCUAAGGUCUAUGGGCUCCUAGUGAUGGUGGAAGUGCUCUGGAUUCAACCCGAGCUUGCAGGAUCCAGUAGUGAGGCUGUAGACUUGGUCAAGAAAGCUAUUGCUCUCAUUCAGGAGGCAAAGAAUAACAAAAGGUACAGCAGCAGACUCGCAGAGUUGGAAGCCCUAUCAAACUUCUGGCUCUACUUGUGCAACCUUCAGCGGAUUCAAGAAACUGCAGCUGAAGAAGUGAAGGAGUCUGAGAAGCCUUCUUCCCUGACAGUCCAAGCAACUGACCUUGGGGAAGAAGAGCAGGUCAAUGAUGCCUGUGAUGUGCGCCCAGCCCCCACCUGCUUGACCUUAUACUCGCAGGAAUCCUCCUUUGCUCCCCUGCACUCUGCACUCAGGAUAUGGGAGGAACUCUCUUUGAAGGGGGAAGCAUUGGAGGAUGUGGCAACUGUAUGUUCUUGCCUUGCUUCUGUGGGAUAUGUGUAUCAACUGAGUGGCUUUAUUACACCCACUGUGCGAGCCUGGACAACUCUUGUUUCUGUGGCACGAAAGAACUCCUUACGGACAUAUCUACUGAGAGGUAUAACAGAGUUGUUGCUUGUGGUGCCUGAGUUAGUCCCGAAAGAACUAGUAAAAGAGGCCAAGGAGGCCAUUACUGCAUGCCAAGCUAGCAGUAACCAGGAUCCGUCUGUAGUGUAUGUGACCCUGAUUGCUAUCACAGCACUUGCCUACUACUAUCUCAAAUUGGGUCAGUACAGUGAAGGAGUCUUGUACAUGUCUGAAGCCCUUAAGAGUGAUGUAAUGGAUAAGCGGACUGUGAGGGCCACUGAAGCUCAGACGAUAGUGCACUUUGUAGCCUCUAUGUAUGCAGGCCUUCCGCACUGGGUCUUGGAGGAGGCUAAGAAACCUUCGCAGCCAAGCAUAUCACUAGCUCUUUUGGCAUGCCGUGAGGCGAAUGCACUUGUGGAGUCAUACGCAACUUCAUCUAGUAAUGAUAUAAUCUGCUGGCGGCAUCGAGUAGCUUGGCUUCAUUUAACAACGACAGUUUGGUUUGGCAACCAGUGCCUAAUGUCGGCUCAGCCCCGCCAAGCACGGGCAUACCUCAAGCAGCCUCUCAAAAUUGCACAAGAAUUAGCUCUUCCACUGAGGACGGGAGAGCUGCUGGAGCUACUGGCUCGAGUGGACUUGCUGUGUGACCAGCUGGAUGACUGUCGAGUUAAGGUUGACAGUUUGCUGGCCUUGCUCAUUGCCCACCCAACCCAUGCUCAAGAAUACCUACCAAAGGAUGCCAAAGUAGCCAAGCAUGUUACCAUGAAUACCAAACCAUAUGAGGGCAAGCUGUCUUGUCAGGUUCUUUCCGAGAUUGAAAUUGACAGUGAGGAAAAGAUGCGAGAUUGCAGCGCAGCUCCAGAUUAUGAAUUGAAGGCCUUCCACAACCACCCGGGCCUAGUUGUGGUGGGAGCUGAGGAGCGCAUAGGUGAACUGGCACACCCACGGCAGCCAGUGUCCCCUUCAAUGAGGUAUCGGGAAGAUGUUACUCUUGUACGAGUGGAAUCCUGUCCAGAUGGGCAAGUGAAGUGUGUCAUGUGCUCUACUCCAGCUCUGCAGGAACUCCACAUAUCCACAGCAAUAAUCCUGGCUCUUGUUCAUGCCCAUAAUGGACAACACAUAGCAGCGCAAACAUGUUUCAAGAGGGCUAUGGAAAUGUAUGAUGAUAUCACAGAAAAAGCGGCUUUUCUCACCAAUUAUCUGACGUCAAUUAUAAGUGCCAGAAGCAAGAAAAGUACCUCAUUUGCCACUUUUCUUCAGUCAAGGUUGAAUCUAGUGUAUCUUCAGUCUAUGCACCACCACGCAGAGAGCCUUGCACUGGAGAAAAAAUGGGACCAGGCUCUACUUAUCAAUAUGAAAGCUCUCAAAAUUAUUAGAUCACUAGAUUCACAUAUGUUACAUCAAAACAUGCAUUUUAUCACUGUUAUCAUACUACAAGGCCAGAUCUUGAAGAGAACACAAGAACAUCAGAUGGAAAGUGUUGAAAGUGGUGAUGAAGCUGCGGAUGAAAGUUCUGUAACCCCAAAUGGAGAUGAAAAGAAAAACAUAUAUGAUUACAAAACACCAGCAAGGUCUCAGGCAAAAAUCUCAGCUAAGUCUGCCAUUAAAACAGGCCAGAAAACUCUCGCCAUGCCCAGCACUCUCAUCAAGGAAGGGAAAUAUUUCAGCAUAUACAGUGAUGAUGAAGAUACACAGGAAACUUCAGCAAAGCCUUCUAGGGCCCCCACGCCACCACCUCAGAGUAAUAAACCGACACGAGUGUAUAAGAGACAGGUGGCCACUAAGAGAGAGAACACCAGGACAGAAAGCGCUGCCCAAAGAAAGAAGGAUAUGGCUGGGGUAGAGGCAAAGUUGGGGCAGCUAGCUUUGGAUGAUAGCCCAACAAAACUGGUUUUGAAGGUGCCAAACUCUUUCUCCAUCUCCCCCUGUCCCAAAAGCUCGAGAUCUUCGAAAGGUAUAGAAAACAAAGGUGAAGAUGCUCGUGUGUCACCAGCAUCAAGAGCACCAGGGAAAAAGAGGACGAUCAGAAAGGCAAAAGAGUCGACAGUAUCCAAAACGCUUACUUUCUCAGACAAGGAUAACUCACUGGAGAAUGCUUCGAAAGGUAGCGACGACAUGGAAAUCAGUCUAGACGAUAACACAGAGUCAGUACAACCAAGAACGAGGAAGUUAAAGUCUCGGGUUCCCAAAGAUGAAGCCAAAACAAAGCCAACCUCCUCCAGGACCAGGGUGAAGAAGGAGACAGAACCUCGAGUCACCAGAACAACCAGAUCUUUGAGAUUAGUUUAACAAAUGGUUUGUAUAGAGACUGCAUGUUGUUUGUGAUGUUGCAUAGCACGGUAGUAUUAAUCCCAAGGUUAUUUCCUUUCAUUAUUCAGUAAGUUAAGGUUGACUAUACGGUUCUUUUUGUUUGUCAUAAAAAAUGUUUUAAAAUGGAUUGCACUGUAUUUUAUGAUGUAAGAUUACCUUGUCAGUCAUAGUCAAAGAGAUCUAAUCAUUAAGCAGAUCAUGUGCCAAAGAUUCAUUUACUAUUGAGAUACAAAGUUGUCGUGUCAUACCUCAAGAGUUGCUUUCUUGUACCCUAUAAAAGCUACUGUUUGUAUAAAAACUGCCAGAGGAUUUUAAGCUUCAAGAAUAUUUAUUUUGACCAUUACAUUUUGUGGUGUACAUAGAUAAUUGUAUUUGUUGAAAAGAAAUGAACUGUGGCUGUAUAUCAUGUUAAUUACUGAGGCAGAUUAAGAAAUAAAGUUAUAUUUAUACU
Molecule: messenger RNA, 5375 nt
Organism: Penaeus vannamei (Pacific white shrimp)
Lineage: Eukaryota; Metazoa; Arthropoda; Malacostraca; Decapoda; Penaeidae
Molecular function (GO): protein binding
Source: RefSeq, a predicted model, not a curated record